ACGCCCAAAGGGUAAAGGACCAUCAGUUCAUCUUUGUACUUUUGCCCUGGGUCUGGGUAAUGGAUACUCAUUCCUUGCCACUGAAUAUUCAGUUGACGUUUAACCAAGAUUUAGCAAGCCUCAGAGUACUAGAGAUUCAAAGUUGAGAAAUACAGUCCCUUCCCUGAAGAAAUUUUCAAACUAACAGACAUGUGGCUGUACCUGGCCUGCCUCAUUGGCCUUUACAAUCUCUUUCGUUGGUAUCAGGAGAGGCAGGUGGUGAGUAACCUUGAAGACAAAUAUGUUUUUAUCACCGGCUGUGACUCUGGAUUUGGGAACCUGCUGGCCAAGCAGCUGGACCUUCGAGGCAUGAGGGUGCUAGCAGCUUGUCUGACAGAGAAAGGGGCCGAGCAGCUGAGGCGUGGGACUUCAGACAGAGUAGAGACAGUGAUCCUGGAUGUAACCAAAACUGAGAGCAUUACCUCAGCUGCCCAGUGGGUGAAGGAACGUGUGGGAAACAAAGGUCUCUGGGGCCUUGUGAAUAAUGCAGGCAUCUCCUUGCCCUCUGCCCCCCACGAAUGGCUGAACAAAGAGGAUUUCCUGAAAGUGAUCAAUGUGAAUCUCAUUGGACUGAUUGAAGUGACACUGAGUCUGCUGUCCCUGGUGAAGAAGGCCGAGGGCAGGAUCAUCAACGUCUCCAGUGUCAUGGGCCGGCUGUCUCUCUUUGGUGGUGGCUACUGCAUUUCUAAGUAUGGUGUGGAGGCAUUCUCUGACAGUCUCAGGCGGGAACUCUACUGCUUUGGAGUGAAGAUUGCCAUGAUUGAGCCUGGUUUCUUCAAGACCAACAUCACCAACAAGGAGCUUUUUUGCCAGAGCUACCAAGAGUUGUGGGAUCGAAUGGACCCUGAAGUCAGGCAAAGCUAUGGCCAAAAGUUCUUGGAAGCCUUUAUGCAGUCUACUCACAAAAUGGAAGAGCACUGCCAGUCAGACCUCUCCUUGGUGACCAACUGCAUGGAGCAUGCCUUGACCUCUUGUCAUCCACGUACCCGUUACUCAUGUGGCUGGGAUGCCAAGUUGUUUUUUAUUCCCAUGUCCUAUUUGCCCACUAGACUAGUAGAUACCCUUUUUUUGUGGAACUUUCCCAAACCUGCCUAUGCCAUAUGAUCCCAUUGGGAGAGGGAAGGAGUAGCAAAUGAUAAGGCAAGACAAAAAGCAGUUCAUAUAGUAAGGAAUUUGGUGUACGGUGGAGACAGAACAUAGAGCAGAGAAGGGGCCUGGAGAGAAUCAAAUCCAGUAAACAUUCAUUGGGCACCUAUUAUGUACAAGGUUCUGUGGGAAUCUGAAUAUGAGUAAGACCUUAUUCCUACCCUCAGUAAUAAUAAUAAUAAUAAUAAUAAAGUAGCAUUUAUAUAGCACUCUAAGGUUUGCAAAAUACAAACAUUAUCU
Vombatus ursinus (common wombat) is the source of this 1425-nucleotide messenger RNA. It is a transcript of the gene RDH16, whose product is annotated as retinol dehydrogenase 16. The transcript has 5 exons. Lineage: Eukaryota; Metazoa; Chordata; Mammalia; Diprotodontia; Vombatidae. Gene Ontology annotation, molecular function: oxidoreductase activity. The coding region runs from base 190 to 1143 and encodes 317 amino acids. The record is from RefSeq and is a predicted model, not a curated record.